Molecule: messenger RNA, 318 nt
Organism: Lodderomyces pseudojiufengensis
Lineage: Eukaryota; Fungi; Ascomycota; Pichiomycetes; Serinales; Debaryomycetaceae
Exons: 2
Coding region: 1-318 (105 amino acids)
Cellular component (GO): mitochondrial matrix
Molecular function (GO): ATP binding; metal ion binding; protein-folding chaperone binding
Source: RefSeq, a predicted model, not a curated record
AUGUCAUCAUUAUUAAAAUCAGCUCAAGCUUUAAAACCAUUGUUUGACAGAGUUUUAGUUCAAAGAUUAAAACCAGCUACUAAAACUGCAAGUGGUCUUUACAUCCCAGAGAAAAAUCAAGAAAAACUCAAUCAAGCUACAGUAAUAUCAGUUGGUCCUGGAAUGACCAAUACAACUACAGGAGAAGUCAUUCCUGUGUCAGUUCAAACAGGAGAUAAAGUACUUUUACCAGCAUAUGGAGGAAACCCAAUAAAAGUUGGAGAAGAAGAAUAUUUGUUGUUCACUGAUAAGGAAAUAUUAGCCAAAAUUGAAGAAUAA